This is a messenger RNA of Blastomyces dermatitidis ER-3, 483 nucleotides long. RefSeq lists its product as uncharacterized. The transcript is spliced from 4 exons. Lineage: Eukaryota; Fungi; Ascomycota; Eurotiomycetes; Onygenales; Ajellomycetaceae. The record is from RefSeq and is a predicted model, not a curated record. The coding region runs from base 1 to 483 and encodes 160 amino acids.
AUGCCACGAUCGAACUACGACAGGGCGUACAAGCACUUACACUUCAACUAUGUUCUGGGGAUUAUCACGAUCUUCACGGGCACAUGUAUACAUCGAUGGCGUGGGAGGAAUCGCGGCCAUUUUCUUCAUGGCGCCACUGUAUGGGUGAAGAAGUCAAGGGCGUCGAUGCACCCAGGCAUCCCCGUUGGAUUUGACCUGAUCACCGCGCUGUCCUUGGCUAGCUUGAGUGGAUUUGCAUGCGAUGUCAUGAUCACCUGGGGUCCCUGUGAUGUGAAAAAGAGCGAGGAAUGCGCCGUGACGAAAAGGAUAACAGCUACCGAGAGGACGGCGCAGGUUUUGACAUAUGACAGUGUAUUCCACUUGAUCCUUCUCGUCUUCGUGUGCAUGGCGUGUCACAAGGAGAGGCGGUUUCAGAAAAGCGACAAGGCGAAUGCCUAUGUCAUUGAGCUGCAACAGACCGGACCUGGGGUCCCUAAGGUCUGA